Messenger RNA from Botrytis sinoallii, 2589 nucleotides. RefSeq lists its product as uncharacterized. Gene Ontology annotation, cellular component: Golgi membrane. Bases 135 to 2417 code for a protein of 760 amino acids. The transcript has 3 exons. Gene Ontology annotation, biological process: intra-Golgi vesicle-mediated transport. NCBI's taxonomy places the organism in Eukaryota, Fungi, Ascomycota, Leotiomycetes, Helotiales, Sclerotiniaceae. The record is from RefSeq and is a predicted model, not a curated record.
UAGAUUCAUCCUACGAGACCCAUUCCUUAAUUAUAUUACAAUAAAUAGCUUCACCAGAGAAUUUAUGAUUUUACCUUAGACUUACUCCAAUUCCACCACCAAAUGGUUAGAAUCCUUUGCAUGUCGAUAUUACCAUGACCGACUUCGCAGAAUCAGCACUGGCAGCUUCGGUGUCCAGCCCUCCAUCUCCGCCCGCAGAUCAUGUAGCUUCAGGACAAGAUGGGGACAAUAAGUUCCAAAAGGCAAUCUCGGCAUGGAGGACAAUCGACCUUACCUCGAUGAUCCCGUCCCUUGACAAUACCGCAUCAGAAAUUGUUCAAUAUCAGAGGGACUCAACCGUGCAGCGCAAGGAAUUGGCACAGAAAACGAAGGAUUUCCGGAAGUCAGAUGACACAAAUAAGCUAUCUGAGAUCAAAGGGUUAUUGAAAGCAUACCAGACCUUCAUAGAUCUCCUCACAAAUCACUCAAAGUCUACGAAUUCAGCAUUCCUACAAGUAUACUCGUCCUUAUCCGAGGCCCCAGAUCCAUAUCCUUUGCUUGAAGCAUCUGUCGAUUCCCUUCUGCUAUCUGAGGAUACACUCCCUAAGAUUACACAAGAGAAUGAGCAUCUUCAGAAAAGUGUCAGCAAGCUCACGAGCCAGUUGGAGGACACGGAAUCCAGAUUAGAGACUGAAAGAACUGCGCGCAAGAAUCUAGAGGAAGGCUUAGAAACUAAAGUGAAAGAUGUCGAAACUUCUUGGGCCGCUGUUCUGGAAGAAAAGAAGGACAAUUGGGAAUCGAAGGAGAAAUCACUGGAAGAGAAGGUGGAAAAUCAGGAGCGCCUAUUGAAUGAAAUCAAGGCGAGCUACGAGGUCAACCAGCGUCUGGGACAAUCCGAGAAUACAGAGGAUGGAAGUCGCGGGCAUGUUACGAGUGCGGAAUUGGAGAUGGUCACAUCUGAUUUGGAACGUACAAGCGUCCGUUUAGCAGAAGUUGAAGCUCGAAACGAACAACUCCGAAUAGAAUUAGCUCAGUCGGCUUCCCAAGUCCCAAGCCAGCCAGCAUUGGCUUUGGAAGACGAGCCAGCCUACAUGCGCUUAAGAUCCGAAAAUUCAUCGUUAUUGAGGAAAUUAGACGCGGCAAGAGUUGAAAGGGAUGCCAAAAAGCGAGAUCUCGAUACCAAGCUCCGAAGUCUAGAGAGGGAGAUUGGGAUGCUCAAAGAAGAACGCGAUUCAUUGAAGACUAAGGUCCAAAAGUGGAGCGAUUAUGAGGAUGUCAAGCAGGAACUAGAAGUUUUGAAGAGUAUCGAAUUUUCUAUGGGAGACGAGGAUGAAACGCAAGAUAUCGGGGUUAAUUCCAGUGUCCCAGAACCGACAGGAAAUGGCUCAUCCGGAAAAGUGAAAGGGGAGACAUUGGAGCAACUUCUUCUUGCCAGAAACAAAAAAUUGAGUGAUGAGCUCACAAUUUUAAGAGUGUCUCAUCAAGAUUUACAGAGUCGCUUGCAAACGAUGCAGGAAACUCUUUCCACGACUAAUGCCGAGUUGGAAAAGGCGCAAAAUUUGGUUGCUACAUUAGAGAAUGAUUUGACGAAUAUGCAAAACGGGGUUAGCGCAUAUCCUUCCGCUCCUUCCGUGGCCGGAACAUAUACGAGUCGCUAUCCUCAAUCAGCGAUCGGCCAAUUUGCGUCGAGGAAUCGCAGGAUAUCCCCCACAUCAUCAAUCAUAUCUGGAUUUGAUCCCAGGACGCCCAUGGGCAGCACACCUGUGGACGUCCUUAGAUCGGGCGAGCCUGUAGGGGGAGGUUCUGGUAUUCUCCCCAUGAUUACCGCUCAGCGUGAUCGAUUCAAGAAACGCAACUCAGAAUUGGAGAACGAGCUUUCCGAAAGCCACCGCACGGUAUCGUCACUUAGACAGGAAAUCUCUGCUUUGCAAAAGGAUAAUCUGAACCUGUAUGAGAAGACAAGAUAUAUAUCAACAUACAAUCGAGCAGGUCCAACAGCUUCAUCGGCCUCAUCUUAUGCUACUAACCCCAAUCCAUCUACAGUUCAGGUUUCCUCAUCGACUUCUUCUGGGCUUGCAUUAAAUCGAUACCGUUCAGCAUACGAAUCCAAUAUAUCGCCUUUCGCGGCAUUCCGUGGGCGAGAAUCGGCUCGCGCAUAUAAACGUAUGAGUCUACCCGAAAGAAUAGUCUUCUCAAUCACCAGAAUGGUAUUAGCGACUAGGACUAGUCGAAACCUCUUCGCCGGUUAUUGCGUGGCUCUUCAUUUGCUGGUGUUCUUUUCCCUAUAUUGGUUAGGUAGUGUGGAUGUAGAUCAACAUGGAAGUCAUCUUGGUCAAGCGGUUGCAGCUGCUGGAGGUGCGAAAGGACUUGCUGAUUCUGCGGCGGAUGCGCAGCAUGGAGAUUGGCACCAAGAAGGAUUUGAUGGGAAGGUUUCUUGAUGGUUGAUUAAUGGAUUGGAAGGAUAUGUAGUACUAUCAUGUGAUAAUAGAGGGCAUUUUGCCAAUUUGUUCUAAUACAUUGACGGUUCCAGGAUUCGUCAUCGUUCAUUUUUGCCGUUUCUUCCGUAUGGACUGAGAUAUAUGGUUCUUUCUAAAGUCAUAUGGCCGCGGC